Castor canadensis (American beaver) is the source of this 13104-nucleotide messenger RNA. The record is from RefSeq and is a predicted model, not a curated record. NCBI's taxonomy places the organism in Eukaryota, Metazoa, Chordata, Mammalia, Rodentia, Castoridae.
GGGCGCCCUCCCCUACCUGAAGGACACAGGGUUUCGAGAGUUUCUUUCACCAUGAUUGCUGCCUCGUUGGCUUUGGUCAUUUUGUUGAUUCAUUGUGUCACCUGUGAGAAACCUCUAGAAGGAACCAUCUCCCCUCUGGCUUGGCGCUUCACACACUCCCUGUACAAUGUUACCAUCUAUGAAAACUCUGCUCCCAAGACCUAUGUGGAGAGCCCCGUGAAAAUGGGGAUGUACCUGGCAGAGCCCCAGUGGGCUGUGCGGUACCGGAUCAUCUCUGGGGAUGUGAGCAAUGUGUUUAAAACGGAGGAGUAUGUGGUGGGAAACUUCUGCUUUCUGAGAAUACGGACAAAAAGCAGCAACACGGCCCUUCUGAACAGGGAGGUGCGAGACAGUUACACUCUCAUCAUCCAAGCCACAGAGAAGACCUUGGAGUGGGAAGCUCUGACCCGUGUCGUGGUCAGCAUCCUGGACCAGAAUGACCUGAAGCCACUCUUCUCCCCACCUUCAUACAGAGUGACCAUCUCUGAGGACACGCCCCUCAAGAGCCCCAUCUGUAAAGUGACGGCCACAGAUGCUGACUUGGGCCAGAACGCCGAGUUCUAUUACACCUUUAACACAAGGUCAGAGGUGUUUGCAAUCCAUCCCACCAGUGGGGUGGUCACUGUGGCUGGGAAGCUCAAUGUCACCUGGCGAGGGAAGUAUGAACUCCAGGUGCUGGCUGUGGAUCGCAUGCGAAAACUGUCUGAGGGCAAUGGGUUUGGCAACUUGGCUGCCCUUGUCAUCCACGUGGAACCUGCCCCCAGAAAGCCCCCUGCCAUUGCCUCAGUGCUCGUGACUCCAUCAGAUGGCGAUGAAGGUACCACCUAUGCCACUGCAGUGGUCGAUGCAAAUGGCGCAGGAGCCCAAGUGGAGUCACUGGAGAUUGUUGGUGGUGACCCUGGAAAGCACUUCAAGGCCAUCAAGUCCUAUGCAGAGAGCAAUGAGUUCAGUCUGGUGUCUGUCAAGGACAUUGACUGGGUGGAGCACCCCCACGGAUUCAACCUCAGCCUCCAGGCCCGGAGUGGGAGCAGAGCUGUCUCCCAUUCCCACAUCAGGGCUUUUCACCUCCCACCUUCCAAGCUCUCCUCUCUCAAGUUUGAAAAGGCCGUUUACAGAGCACGGCUCCUUGAGUUCUCUCCUCCUGGCAGUCGCGUGGCACUGGUGAGAGUGACACCAGCCUUCUCUACCCUGCAGUAUGUUCUAAAGCCAUCCCCUGAGAACACAGGCUUUAAACUUAACGCCCACACUGGACUGAUCACCACCACAAAGCUUAUGGACUUCCAAGACCGAGCCCACUACCAGCUCCACGUGAGAACCUCACCAAACCUGGCCUCCACUACAGUGCUCAUUGACAUCGUGGACUGUAACAACCAUGCCCCUGUCUUCAACAGGUCUUCCUAUGAUGGCAUGUUGGAUGAGAACAUCCCUCCAGGCACCAGUGUUUUGACUGUUACAGCCACAGACUGGGACCAUGGGGAGAAUGGCUAUGUCACUUAUUCCCUCUCUGGCCCCAAAGCUGUGCCAUUCUCUAUUGACCCUUACCUGGGGGUCAUCUCUACCACCAAACCCAUGGACUAUGAGCUCAUGAAAAGAAUUUAUACCUUCCAGGUGCGGGCGUCAGACUGGGGAUCCCCUUUUCGCCAGGAGAAGGAAGUGUCUGUUUCUCUUAGGCUCAGGAACUUAAAUGACAACCAACCUAUGUUCGAGGACGUCAACUGCACUGUGUCUCUGCACCAAGAUUCACCAGCAGGGACAUCAAUAAUUACGAUGUCGGCCAUAGAUGUGGAUGAGCUUCAGAAUCUAAGGUACGAGAUUGUGUCGGGCAACGAGCAAGAAUAUUUUGAUCUAAAUCAUUUCUCCGGGAUGAUAGUCCUCAAGCGCUCGUUUAUGAAUCUCACUGCUGGCCAGUCUAUCAGUUAUUCCCUGAAAAUUACAGCCUGGGAUGGCAAAAAUUAUGCCUCGCCCACAACUUUGAAUGUGACUGUGGUGAAGGAUCCUCGUUCUGAGGUCCCUGUAAUGUGUGAGAAAACAGGAGUGUUGAGACAUUUCACAAAGACCAUCCUGCACUCUGUUGGACUUCAGGAUCAGGAGCCCAGUGAUGACGAAUUCACUUCUCUCAGCACAUAUCAGAUCAAUCGCCACACCCCCCGAUUUGAGGACCACUUCCCCCAAUCCAUUGACAUCUUUGAGCAAGUUCCCAUCAAUACCCCCUUGGCCCACCUGGCGGCCACUGAUCCUGAUGCUGGCUUCAAUGGCAAACUGGUCUACGUGAUCACAGAUGGCAAUGAGGAGGGCUGCUUUGACAUUGAGCUAGAGACAGGGCUACUCACACUAGCUGCACCGUUGGACUACGAAACCACCAGUUUCUAUGUCCUCAAUGUAACAGUGUACGACCUGGGCACACCCCAGAAGUCAUCCUGGAAGCUGUUGACAGUGACUGUGAAAGACUGGAAUGACAAUGCUCCCAGGUUUCCUCCAGGAGGGUACCAGCUCAGUAUUGCAGAGGACACAGAAGUUGGAACCGUCAUUGCAGAGCUAAAAACAAAAGAUGCUGAUUCGGAGGACAAUGGGAGGGUUCGCUAUACCCUGCUGAGUCCCACAGAGAAGUUCUCCCUCCAUCCUCUCACUGGGGAGCUCGUUGUCACAGGACCGCUGGACCGAGAAUCAGAACCUCGGUAUGUACUCAAGGUAGAGGCCAGGGAUCAACCCAGGAAGGGCCACCAGCUCUUCUCUGUCACUGACUUGAUAGUCACAUUGGAAGAUACCAAUGAUAAUUCUCCACAGUGCAUCACAGAACGCAAUAGCCUGAAGGUCCCAGAGGACCUGCCCCCUGGGACUAUUUUGACAUUCCUGGACGCCUCUGAUCCUGACCUGGGCCCUGCAGGUGAAGUGCGAUAUAUCCUGUUGGAUGAUGACCAUGGGACCUUCCGGGUGGACCUGACAACUGGGGCUCUGAGUCUGGAGAAAGAGUUGGACUUUGAGAGGCGGGCUGGGUACAACUUGAGCCUGUGGGCCAGUGACAGUGGGAGGCCGCUGGCCCGCAGGACACUCUGCCACGUGGAGGUGAUAGUCCUGGAUGUGAAUGAGAAUCUGCACCCACCCCGCUUUGCCUCCUUUGUGCACCAGGGUCAGGUGCAAGAGAACAGUCCCCCAGGGACUCAGGUGAUGCUCGUGGCCGCCCAUGAUGAGGAUGGAGGCUUGGAUGGGGAGCUCCAGUACUUCUUGCGGGCUGGCACUGGCCUGGAAGCCUUCAGAAUCCACCAGGACACAGGAAUGAUUCAGACUCUGGUGCCUCUGGACCGAGAAUUUGUACCCUUCUACUGGUUGACAGUACUGGCUGUGGACAGGAGUUCUGUGCCACUCUCUUCUGUUACUGAAGUCUACAUUGAGGUUACAGAUGUCAAUGACAACCCACCCAGGAUGUCCAGACCCGUGUUCUAUCCCUCCAUCCAGGAGGAUGCACCCUUGGGUACUUCUGUGCUUCAGCUGGAUGCCUGGGACCCGGAUUCCAGCUCUCAAGGGAAACUCACAUUCAACAUCACCAGUGGGAACCACAUGGGAUUCUUCGUUAUUCACCCUUCCACAGGUGUCCUAGCCACAGCCCGGCUGCUGGACCGAGAGAACAAGGAUGAGCACAUUCUGGAGGUGACUGUGCUGGACAAUGGGGAGCCGUCCCUGAAGUCCACCUCCAGGGUGGUGGUAUGCAUCUUGGACGUCAAUGACAACCCACCUGUUUUCUCCCACAAGCUCUUCAAUGUCCGCCUUCCAGAAAGGUUGAACCCGGGGUCCUCUGGAUCCAUAUACAGGCUGGUGGCUUCAGAUCCAGAUGAUGGUCUCAAUGGCAGUGUCACCUACAGCAUUGAGGAGAGUGACGAAGAGGGCUUCAGAAUCGAUCCAGUCACAGGGGUGGUGUCAUCCAGCAGCGCCUUUGUUGCUGGAGAGUACGACAUCCUAACGAUUAAGGCAACAGACAGUGGGCUGCCACCACUCUCAACCAGCGUCCGGCUACACAUUGAAUGGAUCCCCCAGCCUCGGCCAUCCUCCAUACCACUAGCCUUUGAUGAGACCUACUACAGCUUUACAGUCAUGGAGACAGACCCUGUAAACCACAUGGUGGGGUUCAUCAGUGUAGAGGGCCGGCCUGGCCUCUUUUGGUUCCACAUCUCAGGUGGAGAUAGGGACAUGGAUUUUGACAUUGAGAAGACCACUGGAAGCAUAAUUAUUGCAAGGCCUCUUGAUACAAGAAGAAGGUCGAGCUACAACUUGACGGUGGAGGUGACGGAUGGCUUCCACACCAUUGCUACCCAGGUCCACAUCUUCAUGAUUUCCAAUGUUAACCAUCACCGACCUCAGUUUCUGGAAGCUCAUUAUGAGGUCAGAGUCCCCCAGGACACACUGCCUGGGGUCGAGCUCCUCAGAGUCCAGGCCACGGAUCAAGACAAAGGCAAGGGCCUCAUUUACACCAUACAGGGCAGCCAAGACCCGGGAAGUGCCAACCUCUUCCAGCUGGAUCCUAGCAGUGGUGUCCUGGUGACUGUAGGGAAACUGGACCUGGGCUCGGGGCCUUCCCAGCACACGUUGACCAUUAUGGUCCGAGACCAAGAGAUGCCCGUUAAGAGGAACUUCGUGUGGGUGACCAUUCACGUGGAGGAUGGAAACCUUCACUCACCCCGCUUCACCCAGCUCCAGUAUGAGGCAAGUGUUCCUGACACCACAGCCCCUGGCACAGAGCUGCUGCAGGUCCGAGCUGUGGAUGCUGACCGGGGAGUCAACGCUGAGGUCCACUACUCCUUCCUGAAAGGCAACAGCGAGGGUUUCUUCAACAUCAAUUCCCUCCUAGGCAUCAUCACGGUAGCCCAGAAAUUUAAUCGAGCAAAUCAUGUCCAGCAUACAUUGGCUGUAGAGGCAGAAGAUCAAGGCUCCCCUCAGAGGCAUGACCUGGCUACAGUGAUCAUUCAUGUCUACCCCUCAGAUAGCAGUGCCCCAAUUUUUUCAAAACCUGAGUACUUUGUAGAGAUCCCAGAAUCAAUCUCUCUCGGCUCCCCAAUCCUUCUCAUCUCCACAACAAGCCCCUCUGAAGUUACCUAUGAGUUAAGAGAGGGAAACAAGGAUGGCGUGUUCUCUAUGAACUCAUAUUCUGGGCUCAUUUCCACCCAGAAGAACUUAGACCACGAGAAAAUCUCAUUUUACCAGCUGAAAAUCCGAGGCAGGAAUAUGGCAGGUGCAUUUACCGAUGUUGAGGUACUUGUUCACAUAAUUGAUGACAAUGACAAUGCUCCCAUGUUCUCAAAGCCAACCUUUGUGGGCCAAAUUAGUGAAUCGGCACCAUUGCACAGUAUGGUCAUGGGUGAAGACAACAACCCGUUUGUGAUCCAUGCUUCAGACCGUGACAAAGAAGCUAAUGCCUUGUUGGUCUAUAAAAUUUUAGAGCCAGAGGCCUUAAAGUUUUUCAAAAUUGAUCCCAGCAUGGGAACCCUGACCAUUGUAUCAGAGAUGGACUAUGAGAGCAUGCCCUCUUUCCAAUUCAACGUCUAUGUCCAUGACCAAGGGAGCCCCAUCUUAUUUGCACCCAGGCCUGCCAAGGUCAUCGUCAGUGUCAGAGACGUGAAUGACUCUCCUCCCAGGUUCUCAGAACAGAUCUAUGAAGUAGCAGUAGUGGGACCUACCCACCCAGGUAUGGAGCUCUUAGUGGUGCAGGCCAGUGAUGAUGAUUCAGAAGUCAGCUACAGCAUCAAAACUGGAAAUGCUGAUGAAGCCGUUGCCAUUCAUCCCAUCACUGGUCGCAUAUCCGUGCUGAAUCCUGCUCUCCUGGGACUCUCUCGGAAGCUCACCAUUAGGGCUUCUGAUGGUUUGUAUCAAGACACUGCACUGGUCAAAAUUUCUUUGACCCAAGUUCAAGACAAAAGUUUACGGUUUGAUCAAGAUGUGUACAGAGCAAGAGUGGAAGAGAAUGUGAAGGACAGAAAGGCCCUAGUGAUUCUCGGUGUCCAGGGAAACCAUUUGAAUGACACCCUUUCCUACUUUCUUCUGAAUGGCACAGAUUUGUUUCAAAUGGUCAAGUCAGCAGGGGUGUUGCAAACAAGAGGAGUGGCAUUUGACCGGGAGCUGCAGGACAUUUACGAGGUGGCAGUGGAAGUGAGGGACAAUCGGAUGCCUCAGAGGGUAGCUCAGGCUCUGGUCAGGGUCUCUGUUGAGGAUGUCAAUGACAAUCCCCCUGAGUUUAAGCAUCUACCCUAUUAUACAAUCAUCCAAGAUGGCACAGAGCCAGGGGAUGUCCUGUUUCAGGUAUCUGCCACUGAUGAGGACUUGGGGGCCAAUGGGACAGUCACAUUUGCAUUUGCAGAAGAUUACACGUAUUUUCGAAUUGACCCCUAUGUUGGGGACAUAUCACUCAAGAAGCCCUUUGAUUAUCAAGCUUUAAAUAAAUAUCGCCUCAAAGUAAUUGCUCGGGAUAGAGGAAGCCCGUCCCUACAGACUGAGGAAGAGGUACUUGUCACUGUGAGAAAUAAAUCCAACCCGCUGUUUCAGAGUCCUUACUACAAAGUGAGAGUACCUGAAAAUAUCACACUGUAUACACCAAUUCUGCACACACAGGCCCGGAGCCCCGAGGGGCUUAGGCUUAUCUACAACAUUGUGGAGGAAGAGCCCUUGACACUGUUCACCACUGACUUUAAGACAGGUGUUCUCACAGUGACAGGACCUUUGGACUAUGAGGCUAAGAGUAAACAUGUGUUCACAGUCAGAGCCACAGACACGGCUCUGGGCUCAUUUUCUGAAGCCACAGUGGAAGUCCUAGUGGAGGACGUCAAUGAUAACCCUCCUACUUUUUCCCAGUUGGUGUACACCGCCUCCGUCUCAGAAGGUUUGCCUGCUCAGACCCCUGUGAUCCAACUGUUGGCUUCUGACCAAGACUCAGGGCAGAACCGGGAUGUCUCCUACCACAUCAUGGAGGAUGGCUCGGGUGUUUCCAAAUUCUUUCAGAUCAAUGGGAGCACGGGGGAGAUGUUCACAGUUCAAGAGCUGGAUUAUGAAGCCCAGCAACACUUUCACGUGAAGGUCAGGGUCAUGGAUAGAGGAGAUCCCCCACUCACUGGUGAAACCCUUGUGAUUGUCAAUGUGUCUGACAUCAACGACAACCCCCCAGAGUUCCGACAGCCUCGCUAUGAAGCUAAUGUCAGUGAGCUAGCAACUUGUGGACACCUGGUACUUAAAGUUCAAGCUCUUGACCCUGACCUCAGGGACACUUCCCAUCUGGAGUACCUGAUUCUUUCUGGCAAUCAGGACAGGCAUUUCUCCAUUAACAGCUCAUCAGGGAUCAUCUCUAUGUUCAACCUUUGCAAAAAGCAACUGGACCCUUCUUACAAUUUGAGGGUAGGUGCUUCUGAUGGGGUCUUCCAAGCAAGUGUGCCUGUGUAUAUAAGCACUACAAAUGCCAAUAAGUAUAGCCCGGAAUUCCAGCAGAAUGUGUAUGAGGCAGAAUUAGCUGAAAAUGCAAAGGUGGGAACAAAGGUGAUUGAGUUGCUGGCCAUAGACAAAGACAGUGGUCCCUUUGGCACUGUAGAUUAUACUAUCAUCAAUAAACUAGCAGGUGAAAAGUUCUACAUAAACCCCAGUGGCCAGAUCACCACUCUGCAGAAACUUGAUCGGGAAAAUUCAACUGAAAGAGUCAUUGCUAUUAAGGUCAUGGCUCGUGAUGGAGGGGGGAAGGUGGCCUUCUGUACCGUAAAGAUCAUCCUCACUGAUGAAAAUGACAACCCUCCACAGUUCAAAGCCACUGGGUACACCCUGUCCAUCCCAUCAAACGUCAGUAAAGACUCCCCAGUCAUCCAGGUGCUGGCUUACGAUGCAGAUGAAGGUCAGAAUGCAGAUGUCACCUACUCAGUGGACCCAAUGGAGGACUUGGCUGGAGAGAUCAUUGACAUCAACCCAACCACCGGUGUGGUCAAGGUGAAAGAGAGCCUGGUGGGACUGGAGAACAGGGCUGUUGACUUCAGAAUCAAAGCCCAGGAUGGCCGCCCUCCUCACUGGGACUCUCUGGUACCUGUACGACUUCAGGUUGUUCCUAAUGAAGUAUCCUUGCCCAAAUUUUCUGAACCUCUGUAUUCUUUCUCUGCACCUGAAGACCUUCCAGAAGGGUCUGAAAUUGGAUUCGUUAAAGCAGUGGCAGCUCAAGACCCAAUCAUCUACAGCCUAGUGCAGGGCACCACACCAGAUAGCAACAAGGAUGGUGUCUUCUCCUUAGACCAAGACACAGGGGUUCUAAAGGUGAGGAAAGCCUUGGACCACGAGUCCACCAAAUGGUACCAGAUUGAUCUGAUGGCGCAUUGCCCCCAUGAGGAUACUGACUUGGUGUCCUUGGUCUCUGUCAAUGUCCAAGUUGUAGAUGUCAAUGACAAUAGGCCGAUAUUUGAGGCUGAUCCAUACAAGGCUUUCCUCACUGAGAAUAUGCCAGGGGGGACCACAGUCAUCCAAGUGACUGCCAAUGACCAGGACACUGGGAGUGAUGGGCAGGUGAGCUACAGGCUGUUAGUGGAGCCUGGUAGCAAUGCCCACGAGCUCUUUGCCAUUGACAGUGAGAGCGGCUGGAUCACCACACUUCAGGAACUUGACUGUGAGACCCGCCAGACCUAUCGUUUUUAUGUGGUGGCCUACGACCAUGGACAGACCGUCCAGCUAUCUUCCCAGGCCCUGGUCGAGGUCUCCAUUACAGAUGAAAAUGACAAUGCUCCUCGAUUUACUUCUGAAGACUACAGAGGCUCUGUGGUUGAGAACAGUGAGCCUGGUGAACUUGUGGCCACCCUGAAGACCUUGGAUGCUGACAUCUCUGAGCAGAAUAGACAGGUCACCUGCUACAUUACAGAGGGAGAUCCCCUGGGCCAGUUUGCCAUCAACCAAGUUGGCGAUGAAUGGAGGAUCUCCUCAAGGAAGACCCUGGACCGAGAGCACGUGGCCAAGUACUUGCUCAGAGUUACGGCAUCUGACGGCAAGUUCCAGGCUUCUGUCCCUGUGGAGGUCUUUGUCCUGGACAUCAAUGAUAACAGCCCACGGUGCUCACAGCUUCUCUAUACUGGCAAGGUCCGUGAAGAUGUGUCUCCAGGACACUUCAUUUUGAAAGUUUCUGCCACAGACUUGGACACUGAGACGAAUGCUCAGCUCAUGUACUCUCUGCAUGGCCCUGGGGCGCGUGAAUUCAAGCUGGAUCCUCAUACAGGGGAGCUGACCACACUCAUAGCCCUAGACCGAGAGAAGAAGGAUGUGUACAACCUUGUUGCCAAGGCAACAGAUGGAGGUGGCCGAUCAUGCCAGGCAGAUGUGACUCUCCACGUGGAGGACGUGAAUGACAAUGCCCCACGGUUCUUCCCCAGCCACUGUGCUGUGGCUGUCUUUGACAACACCACAGUUAAGACCCCUGUGGCUGUGGUAUUUGCCCGGGACCCUGACCAAGGUGCCAACGCCCAGGUGGUUUACUCUCUGACGGAUUCUGCAGACGGCCAGUUCUCCAUCGAUGCCACCUCGGGCGUGAUUCGGCUGGAGAAGCCCCUGCAGGUCAGGCCACAGGCAGCGCUGGAGCUCACCGUCCGCGCCUCCGACCUGGACCCGAUACCGCUGUCCACUCUGGGCUCCGUCUCCGUUUCGGUGGUGGGCCUCGAAGACUACCUGCCUGUGUUCCUGAACACCGAGCACAGUGUGCGGGUGCGCGAGGACGCCCCGAUGGGCACCGAGGUGCUGCAGCUGGCGGCCCUCACGCGUCCCGGGGCCGAGAAGACCGGCUACCGCAUCCUGGGCGGCAACGAGCAGGGCAGGUUCCGCCUGGACACUCGCACAGGGAUCCUAUACGUCAACAGAAGUCUGGACUUUGAGACAAAUCCCAAGUACUUCCUAUCCAUAGAGUGCAGCCGGAAGGGCUCUUCCUCCCUCAGUGACGUGACCACCAUUGUAGUCAACGUCACUGAUGUCAACGAACACCGUCCCAGAUUCACCCAGGAUCUGUAUGGUGCCAGAGUCUUAGAGAAUGCCAUUGUGGGUGACACCAUCCUCACAGUGUCGGCAAUUGAUGAGGAUGGACCCCUAAACAGUAACAUUACCUAUAGCCUGGUAGGAGGGAAUCAGCUCGGACACUUCAGCAUCCACCCCAAGAAGGGGGAGCUGCAGGUGGCUAAGACCCUGGACUGGGAACAGACACCCAGCUACUCCUUGAGACUCCGAGCCACAGAUAGCGGGCAGCCCCCACUGCAUGAGGACACUGAUGUUGGCAUCCAGGUGGUUGACGUCAAUGACAACCCACCAAGAUUCUUCCAGCUCAACUAUAGCACCACUGUCCAGGAGAACUCCCCAAUUGGCAGUAAAGUCCUGCAGCUGAUCCUGAGUGACCCCGACUCUCCUGAGAAUGGCCCCCCUUACUCAUUCCGAAUCACCAAGGGGAACCCUAACUCUGUCUUCCGAGUGACUCCAGAUGGGUGGCUGGUGACCAAAGCAGUCCUGAGCAGGAGGGUCCAGCAAUGGUACCAGCUUCAGAUUGAGGCAUCAGACAGUGGUAUCCCUCCCCUGUCAUCUUCAGCACCGGUCAGAGUCCACGUCACGGAGCAGAGCCGUUACCCACCCUCUGCCCUCCCAUUGGAGAUCUUCAUCACCAUCGGGGAGGAACAGUUCCAGGGUGGCAUGGUGGGUAAAAUCCACGCGACAGACCGAGACCCUCAGGACACACUGACUUACAGUCUGGCAGGAGAGGAGACCCUAGGCAGGCGCUUCUCCGUGGGCGCAGCUGAUGGCAAGAUUGUCGCUGCCCAGGGACUGCCUCAUGGCCGCUACUCGUUCAACGUCACAGUCAGCGAUGGGACUUUCGCCACCACUGCUGGGGUCCAUGUCCACGUGUGGCACAUGGGGCGGGAGGCUCUGCAGCAGGCUGUGUGGAUGUGCUUCCACCAGCUCACCCCAGAGGAGCUGGUGAGCGACCACUGGCGGAACCUGCAGCGCUUCCUCAGCAACAAGCUGGACAUGAAGCGAGCCGACAUCCACCUGGCCAGUCUGCAGCCCGCCGAGGACGUGGCUGGUGUGGACGUGCUCCUGGUCUUUGAGGGACGUUCUGGGACCUUCUACAGCCUCCAGGAGCUGGCGUCCAUCAUCACUCAGUUAACAAAGGAUAUGGAGCACUCAGUAGGAAUUCAGAUGAGGUCAGCCAUGCCUGUGGUGCCCUGCCAAGGGCCGAAGUGCCAGCCCCAAGCCUGCCAAGAGACCGUGCACCUGGACCCCAAGGUUGGGCCCACGUACAGCACGGCCAGGCUUAGCAUCCUAACACCACGGCACCGCCUGGAGAGGAACUGCUCCUGCAAUGGUACUGCCACCAGGUUCAGCGGUCAAAGCUACAUGAGGUAUAGGCCCCCAGAGGCUCAGAAAUGGCGCAUCCAUUUCUACCUGAAAACACUGCAGCCACAGGCCAUUCUCUUGGUCAUUAAUGACACAGCAUCCAUUUCCCUGAAGCUGGUCAGUGGAGUGCCCCAGCUGGAAUACCGCUGUCCGCAUGGUUUCUAUGGAAACCUUUCCUCCCAGCAUCAUGUGAAUGACCAAGAGUGGCACUCUGUCCUGCUGAAGGAGACGGACACUUCUGUUCACCUGUUGGUUGACAGCACAGAAAACACCUCCCUUGCUGUCCCAGAGAACUGCCGGGGUCUGAGGCCUGACAGAUACCUCUUGCUGGGUGGUCUUGUCCCCUUGCAUUCUUCCUCCAAUGUCUCCCAGGGUUUCAAUGGCUGCCUUGAUGUUGUCAUGGUCAAUGGAGAGAGGCUGGAGCUGCUGGGACACAGCAAGACAACAGUGGGCUUACUGGAGAGACAGGCUCUUGGCCAGUGCUGCCAGCACAGUGAUGACUGCAGCCAGAACCCAUGCCUUAAUGGUGGAAGGUGCUCACAGGCCCCCGGAGCAGGCUACAUCUGCAGUUGUCCCCCAUCCUUCUCUGGGAGGCACUGUGAGCACGGAAGGGAGAACUGCACUUCUGUACCUUGCCUGGAAGGGGGGACUUGUGUCUCCUCCCCUGAAGGAGUUUCCUGUAACUGCCCUCAUCCCUACACUGGUGACAGAUGUGAAAUGAAGGCAAGAGGCUGCUCAGAAGGACACUGCCUAGUCACUCCUGAGAUCAAGAGAGGGGACUGGGGACAGCAGGAGUUACUGAUUAUCUUUGUGGUCAUACUGUUCGUCCUUGUAUCCACCGUUGGGCUUCUGCUCUACUGCCGCCGCUGCAAGUCUCACAAGCCUGUGGCCAUGGAAGACCCAGACCUCCUGGCCAGGAGUGUUGGUGUUGACACUCAAGCCAUGCCUGCCAUUGAACUUGACCCCCUGAGCACCAGCUCCUGCAACAACUUGAACCAAGUAGAGCCUAGCAAGACCUCAGUUCCGAGUGAGCUUGUCACUUUUGGACCCAGCUCUAAGCAACGGCCAGUGGUCUGCAGUGUGCCUCCCAGGCUCCCACCAGCUGCGGUCCACUCCCAACCCGACCAUGAGGGCAUCAUUAAGAGAACAUGGUCAGGCGAGGAGAUGGUGUACCCAGGCCGAGCCACAGUCUGGCCCCCUACGUACUCCAGGAAGGAACACUGGGAAUACCCGCGUUCUGAAGUGACCCAGGGUCCUCUGCCACCCUCACCUCACCACAGUGCAGCCUCAGCCAUGAUGCCAGAGCCCAGUGGCCUCUAUGGGGGCUUCCCCUUCCCCCUGGAGCUGGAAAACAAGCGGGCACCCCUCCCACCCCGUUACAGCAAUCAGAACCUGGAAGAUCUGAUACCCCCACGGCCCCCCAGCCCCCGGGAGCACCUGCUCGCUCCCUGUCUCAAUGAGUACACAGCCAUCAGCUACUAUCACUCGCAGUUCCGGCAGGGAGGGGGUGGGCCCUGCCUGGCAGAGGGGGGCUACAAGGGAGUGAGUAUGCGCCUCAGCAGGGCUGGGCCCUCGUAUGCUGACUGUGAGGUGGCAGGUGGGCCUCCUGCAGGCCGGGGCCAGCCCCGGGCUCCCCCCAACUAUGAGGGCUCAGAUAUGGUAGAAAGUGAUUACGGGAGCUGUGAGGAAGUCAUGUUCUAG